Molecule: messenger RNA, 939 nt
Organism: Paramecium sonneborni
Lineage: Eukaryota; Ciliophora; Oligohymenophorea; Peniculida; Parameciidae
Source: the annotation of a GenBank genome assembly
UUUAAUGACAACUUAAUCUGGCCCAUUUUCUACUCCAGCUUUUAUAAUAAAGCUAUACGAUAUUUUGGAUGAAUAGGUAGAAUCAAUAUAAUGAUAUGAGAAUUAGGUACAGUUUAACUAGAUUAUCAAAUGGAGCGAUGAUGGAGAAUAUUUUAUUGUAUUAUAACCUAAGUUGAUGGAAAAUGAAAUACUGUUGUAAUACUUCAAACAUAAUCAUUAUUAAUCCUUUCUUAGAUAACUUAAUAUGUAUGAAUUUAUCAAAGCCAGAAAUUCUGAAAAUUAUGAAAUAUUUAGUCAUCCAUUCUUUAAAAGAGGCAAUAAGUAAUAUAAUAUUAAUGUUUUAGGAAACAAUUGUCUUUAAUUAAGCGUAAUCCUAUCAAAACAAAAUGCAAAGUUAAAAAAGAAUUGAAGUCAGCUGUCAAACAAUACGAUUUUUAAAAAUAAAUGGAUUCAGAAUUAUUAUUUUUAAAAUAAAGAUAAACUAAAUUUGAAACAUAAUUUUAAGAUAUAAUCUCAUAAAAUGAAUAAAUAAUGGAUCAACAUAAGCAAAUAUGGUAAGAACUUGGUAACUCCAAAAAAACAUUAGAUGUUAAAAUAGAUCGAAUAAGUUAUUUGCUCAGCUUCAUUAUACAACAGUAAGGAAUGAAUAAUUAGGAUUCUAUUGAAAUGUUAAACUAAAUUUAGUGUAAGCAAAAAUAGGAAUAUUAACCAGUUGAAUCAUUAUCUCCACUUUUAAAAAUGAUGUAAAAUUAAAUGACCUGGAACUUAAAAGUACCAACAUAAUUGGGAACUUUUAGUCCUGUAUACAAUGAUUAAGGUAAAGAAAAAACAAAAUCACUAAAUUUUAGCAUAUUCUCCAUUAGCAAUUAGGAGCCAAGAAAGUCUUGAUAGUUACUAAAGUUUAAGCCCCUUUUACUAAUAAUUCAAAGAUUAAUGAAC